Messenger RNA from Effrenium voratum, 4671 nucleotides. The record is from the annotation of a GenBank genome assembly. Lineage: Eukaryota; Dinophyceae; Suessiales; Symbiodiniaceae.
AGGCUCUCAAGAGCCCCUCGGGCACGGGUCAUGGCGGCGGAGUUGGAAGGAGUGUUGGACUUCCGUCUCGGCAAGGGUGUCAUAGGGAAAUGGGCGGUUGGCUGGUUCGUGCUGAGCGGCCGGCACUUGGAGCAGUACGGUGCUGAGAACGGGAAGAAGACGGAGGAGGCGGUGAAGAAGGUCUUUGACCUCUCCGACGCCAACGACUUCGGCUACGAUGUGGAGAAGAACGAGAUCGCCCUGCAGUGCGGCAACGAGCGUAUCCGCCUCCGCGGCCCCGUGGAGACGGUGCGCGCCUGGUACGACGCCAUGCGGAAGAAGGUGCCGCAGGCGCCGCCCGCCAACACCUUUGAGCCCCCAACGCGGGUGCAGGAGCCGAUCGACAACGACGUCGCCUCUGCGCCUGACGUCUCCGCGCGCGCCGCGGCUUCGCCGCCGGAUGCGGAGACCCCGGUCUCGCCCAGGAGCUCUGGAGACGCCACCUCCCCGUCCGGGCGAAAAACACGCAAGAGCUUCUUCCAGACGCCUUUGGAGCACCUCAAGUCCCACGAGCGCCUGGAUCCCUCGGUGGCCACGUCCCUCAGCAAGGCCUCCCAGAUGCUGCUGACCAUCUUCUACCAGCUGGACACCUCCAAGCUCAGGACCUCGGACCUGGUUCGGCGCAUCGACACCUCCGGGGAUGGGGAGAUCUCCAGGAGCGAGCUGCGCAAGGGCUUGGUGGAUUACCUGGGGUUACAGUUUACCAACGAUGAGUUCAAAGAGCUGAUGGGCGUGCUUGAUGCCGACCAGAGUGACUCGAUUUCCGUGAAGGAGUUCGACAGGGCCCUGAAGAAGGCGGCGAAGGGCGAGGACGUGGUGAUCGAGAAAGAGGCGGAGGAGGUCCUCUACGACGCCAUGCUUCAGAUCGACACUGUGAGCGGCAUUGCGAUCGACGCCAGCAACGGGGACUCCAUGUACGUGGCUCGCGCAAAGUGGAAGGAUGAUGAGAAGGGCAAGGGGCCCAAGACAGAGGCGCGCCCCGCCAAUAUCAGCGGAGCUGCCACGGAAGACUGCGCAAUCAGGCAGCAGCUGAAGCUGAUCGCCAAGAAGACCUUCACUGUAGCCGUCCUCAGUGUGUGCCGACGGGCUCCAGACGGCUUCGAGGAGUUGGUGGGCCAGGUGGAGAUGAACGUGCACAGCGAAGAGCACCACGAUGUCCAUCUUCUGCCACUUCUCACGGAAGCUGGUGCCAAGACGGGCACGAGUGUGCGGCUGCGGAUCAAGCUGAAGACCCAAAAGCCGCAAUUCAAGUCGUCGGCGUCCACGAUGUCCCUGGCGCGCAUGGGCUCUUCCGCGUCCUUGGCGUCCCCUCGAAGCGAGAAGAAGGAGGAGGAGGAGAAGGAGGAGCCGGGGGCGCGCCUGGAGAAGCUGUACAAGCUGCACGCCGAGAAGCAGAAGCGCAUGGAGGAGAAGCGCCAGAAGCUGGAAGCCGAGCACAUGGAGAAGCUCCAGCAAGAGGCCAAUGACCUGCGGAGCAAGAGCAUCAAAGCAACGGAGCUGUGCCCGAAGGCUGCCGCCGAUCGCUUGUAUCGCGACAGCAAGGCCCGGAUGAGGCGGAGGCGGGAGCAUCAGUACGCGCACUACCAAAAGGAGGAGGACACCAUUCGCCAGUCCAAAGAGGAGUCUCGCCGCUAUAUGAGCCGGUCCUUGUCGGAGGCUGAACUGAUUUCCUCGGUGAAUGCUGGCAACCGCUUGCACGACCAUGCCAUCAACAAGCAGCUGAACUUGGAGCAGAAAAUCAAGGAGAAGAGCGAGGCCGAAGUGAGGGAGGCCAAGGAGAAGGCGAGCCGCGCUCGCAGCGCGGAGCGGGGAAGCGGCCAGCCGCAAAGAGCGAGCAGUGCUGGAGCUGUUGUGCCGGAAAGGCUCUACCUGCAGGGCAUGGAGCGCAAGCAGAAGAAGGACCAGGAGCUCGAGAAGGCGAAGGCGGAGGAGCGCGAGAAGUUCAUGUCGCGAGUGGUCGGGAGCACCCGUUAUGUCAAGCCCCAGUGCGACUGCAAAGGCGGCCGCUGCCAGGCCGAUCACCACCGCAUGCGCAGUUUGGGCGAGGGCCAGCUGAAGAAAGAUCGCUUCGUGGAGCUCCAUGAUGAGCAUCAGAAGCGGGUGCAUCGCCAGAUCGAGCUGCGAGAGGAGUCCCGGAAGAAGGAGGACGCCAGUCUGAGCAAGGCCAUCGAAGAAGGCCGCGCGCGAGCGCGCCAGAACUUGGACAAGACCAGGAGCACCAGCCGGGAGCUGAUCCCUUGGCACGUGCGGCUCACGCAGACCAAGCCCAAGCCCGAAGAUCCCAGCAAGAAGCCGCCGGCGGUGCCGAAGCCGGCUCCGAAGGCCAGUGGGGUGGAUUACAUCUUGGACCAUUUGAUGUGCUCGCUGCGACUGCGGUGCUCUGCUUUCGCCCCUCCGGACAAGAAGCUGUUGUAUGAUCCACUGAAGAAAGUGGUGGAUGACUACAAGGAGGCGCUGACGCAGUGCACCAAGAUCGAGGGCUUCAGCAGCCUGGCGUCCCGGCCCUCCAUGCGGCUCUACCCGGACGGCCACCUCCUGCCGGACCACGUGGGCUGGCAGUAUGUCAGCGAGCCUGGCCCAGUGCGGCAAGUGCAAGAUGACUUGGAGGAUCUUAUGGUGACGGCCGAGCGAGCGCAGGUGAUGCUGGAGAGCCUCAUCGCGCCCAAGUCGACAGCCUGGAAGCCCGGGGAGCAGCGGCCAAAGCCCUCGGCGGUGCCGAUGGCCAGCUUCGCCUACAGCCACGGCGUGAAGAGCAUGGAGGCAGCCAGAACGAAAGCCAUGGUGCGCUAUGGCCCCGCGGAGAGCGAUCGCAGGCAUCGCCACGUUCUGGAUUUGGCACGCAUUGGCCUGGUGUUCCUGAACUGUGACUUCUUGCAAGACGGGUUGGACCUCAUCCUCAGCCAGUUCGAGGUGGUGGACGUGCGGAAUGGGUUCAGGAACCCCCCUCGUUCCGGAGAGCGCUUUGUGGAAGUGCUGGUGAUCCUGGAGGUGGGUGGCGAAGGAGAGGAGCCGAUUCCUCACGUCUGUGAAAUUCGGCUGGAAGAGAUCAACUUCUACAACGCCCGUUUGCGGGCGGAGGCGCCAAUGCAGAACCUUCUGGGAGCGAUCCGGGACCACUACACCCAGAAGAACCCCAGCUGCAUGGCGCAGCUCACGCGCUGGGUACUGAGCUCGACCCCUGAGAGCCAUGGCCUGCGGGUCUUCAAGAAGCACCUGGCGCGGCGCUUCGGCUCCGCGGUGGGGGCCUGGCGGCGCCGCUGCGGGCGCCUGGUGAGCUUCAGCAAGUUCCGGGACCUCUGCAAGGAGCUGAAGUACCGGGAGCACGCCUCGGAGUACUGGCAGGAGCUGGACAUUGGCCGGAGCGGGUGCGUGUCCCUCUUCGAGGUGGACCCCCAGUUGGUGUGUAUGCUGGCCACCUUCAGGGCUAGGCUCUUGAAGCUGGCCGGCGUCACUGACACGCCAGCGCCGGAGGAGCUAUGGGCCAAGCUGACCGCAAAUGUUCAGCUGGCGCGGGACGACAGGAUGCACAUCAGCGAGUUCACGGCGGUGCUGACGCGGUCGCUGGACUUCAGCUCCACGGAGGCCACGGGGAUCUUCGACGCCCUGGACGCGGAAGGAGGGCACACCUUCAACCCCCCCGGCCGGGUGAGCUUCGCGGACAUCGCGUGGCUCACCAAACUCCCAAACCUCGUGGACCUCGACUGCGUGGCGCUCAGGGUCGGGGGCUUCCAGGAGGACCUGGCCCUCGGUUCCCAGGAUCGCGGUCGCACCCUGCCUGGCUCAGCUUCGGGAGCAGACACCCCACAGAGCGGAGGAAGUGAGAGCCCGCACAGCCAGAGCUUGGCGCCCUCGCCCAGCACAACUGUGACAGCUGCCUCGCCGCCGGCGACGCCGAGCUUGCAGUUGCCCGUCACCAGCAAAACUUCCGGCGAGCCAAGCGCCAGAGCGGUGCUUCCAGCGGAGCCGGCUGCAGUCCCUGCCCCCAACGCAGCACCAGCUCCAAGCCCUGCCCCUCAGCCAGCGGUCGAUGCGGAAGAGCACAAGGAGUUCUUUGGGUCGCCUGCCGCCCCAGUGGCUCCGGCUCCGGCUCCGGUAGCUCCGGCUCCGGCUCCGGUGGCCCCGGGCCCAGUCAACGAAGAGCCGGCAGGCAAAAGUGAAGAGAAAGAAGAUGCUGAGGAGGAGGAGGAAGCGCCUGUGGCCAAGCAGGUGACACUGCAGGCAGAGCCAGAGAUUCAGGAGAUGGAGGUGGAAGCCCAGUCGGAGGGCCAAGAUCAAGAUGAGGAGGAAUGGUCCGAGGAAGAGUAUGACGAGCAAGGUGACGGCUUGCCCACAGAGCUGGAGGACGAGACCUUUUGAGCGCGCUGUGAAGGCAUUGCUGCGGCGACGAGUUUUGGCUCGCUGAUGGCUCGCUGUAACGCUGGCCUUUGCUUAUGGAUUCUCAUUUGCAGCGGGGAAGCCUGAAGGGAGGACACCGUGCGAAACCCUGCUGCUGUGAGAACCGCUCGUGAUUUUCCGGACGCCCUGUGAGACCAGCAGAUGGCUCUGCCGUCUUCCCGUGUCCAAGGGCGCCAUCACAAGUGUAAUGUACCAAGUCAGGCGACUGGGAGAGCUUCAUUCUCGGCGCAUUUGAAG